Messenger RNA from Metarhizium acridum CQMa 102, 1062 nucleotides. RefSeq lists its product as uncharacterized. NCBI's taxonomy places the organism in Eukaryota, Fungi, Ascomycota, Sordariomycetes, Hypocreales, Clavicipitaceae. The record is from RefSeq and is a predicted model, not a curated record.
AUGUAUUGGCGAGAUGAGUGGCCUUCCACGCCCAGCGGCGAGCCGUACGACGGCAAGAAUCUUCUGAAUCUGGUUCGCAGAGGCAACAGUCCAUUUGGGGGCGUCUGGGACGUUGGGCUACUGAUCCGCGAGAUCGAGGAGAAUCUAAGCACAGAGGUGACGGAUAUUCCCAUCAUCACCAAGGGGGUUUCCAUGAAAACCUCCAACAUGCCUGAUAUGGUCGCUCGUCUAGCUCGCGGCGAUGUCAACAUGCCAGAUUUUGACGGCUUUCCUAUCGAGAUACAAGCUGAGGAGGCUAGUUGCGAGCUCCGCCUUCUUGACCAGCUGGCUCAUAUUCGUGCAGCCUUGUUUUCCUACGACCCUCCUCGCGAAUUUGCAGCUGAAUACAUCCUCUACCGCCUAUUCAAUUUCAAGCCAGACUCCUUGUCCGUGACUGUCGUUCCUACUCGCGAGUUUUGGAUGCACGUGCCGGAGUCCAAGAUCAAGGCGACCAUUCGGGACGAAGGUGACAUGAUCGGAUGGGAGGACGACGAAGAGACGGUUGGACCCAUUGCCUUAGCGGCCAAGCAGUCUCUUUUGCGCGUAGUCCCGCUAACACUCCCGCCCGAUGUUCCUGAUGGCUCUCUAUAUCGGUUCGUGCUCGAACAUGGAGAUUUUGGCAUUCACAACAUGACCAUCACAAAGAAGAAGAACGGCCGACCUCAUGUUACGUCGCUGUACGACUGGGAAACAGCAUGCAUAUGGCCGGCUAUUCUCUCUGAUCCCCUGGUGGCAGCCGGCCCCGUCGAUAUAAUUACGGACGGGCAAGGCGCUCCCUCCAUCACACGGCUACCGGAAGACGCGACUCAUACCGAUCUCGAGACUAACUCAUCGUGGGCAGGUCAUUAUAUCAAGAACCUCUAUCAUGCCGCGCCGGGCUACGAAAUGGCCAUUCGGGCAGGAAAAGACUUCCGCUACCUGUGGUAUGCGCUGCGAGACUGGCGUGGCGGCAACUCGGAGGAGUUCUUCGGUGCCUUGGAAGAAUGGGCUGAGAAACGUAUUACAGAACUGGAGGCUCCCUAA